This is a messenger RNA of Patiria miniata (bat star), 927 nucleotides long. Its product is annotated as S-crystallin SL11-like. Gene Ontology annotation, biological process: glutathione metabolic process. Gene Ontology annotation, molecular function: glutathione transferase activity. The record is from RefSeq and is a predicted model, not a curated record. Bases 180 to 791 code for a protein of 203 amino acids. NCBI's taxonomy places the organism in Eukaryota, Metazoa, Echinodermata, Asteroidea, Valvatida, Asterinidae. The transcript is spliced from 5 exons.
UACUGUGCACAUAUUGCAUAUGCUAUAAUAGCUAGCCAUUGCUGAAAGAACAACGUGCACAUUGGGGGCCGCCUUCAAACACCGGAACACAGAGCGCACGGUUAUAGCAUCAUUGCCCGCUUAUUUGUGUGGAGUCCAUUGCCUGCAGCCUAGCCUACUAUUCGACCUGCAAUUCCAAGAUGCCUUCCUACAAGGUGAUUUACUUCAACGGCCGUGGGUACGCCGAGACCACGCGCAUGAUGCUGGCUCAUGUCGGCCAGGAGUUUGAAGAUGUACGGUACACUCGCGAGGAAUGGCUUGAGCACAAACCGAAUGUGCCUUUGCAGCAGCUGCCUAACCUGGAAGUCGACGGGAAGAUCAUUCUCCAGAGCCGGGCCAUGCAUGGCUUUGUGGCCAGAGAGUUCGGCUUGAAUGGUGCGAACAACGAGGAAACAACUAAGAUCGACGUGAUCUUGGCAACGCUUGAAGAUCUUAGAACGCCACACAGCAGGAUUCGGCAUAGUGAGGAGGGCGAAGAGAAGAAGAAAGAAAAGAUGGCUGAAUAUUAUGCGCAGACUGCUCCCAAGUUUUUAACGGGGCUUGAGAAGAUGCUGGCAGCCAACAAUGGUGGUGACGGAUUCUUCGUCGGCUCAAAGAUUUCUCGUGCCGACAUCUUCUUUUACGUCGUCAUGGAUUACCUGGCCGAGGAUGAAGUCAAGAAGUACCCUAAGCUUGUUGCUCUCAGGGAGCGCGUCGCCAAGGACGCCAAUAUCGCUGCUUGGCUGGCCAAACGCCCGCAGACGCCGUGGUAGAAAAGAUGCUCCAGAGUACAGCAAGCUUGAAAGAUUUGACAACUGAUAAUUAUAGAUCGAUAGAUACAUUUGUAAAAAUCACCACAUUACACAAUUGUCAUGUUUGUUUGGUCCACUUGAUAUUAUAGACACUGCC